Messenger RNA from Pollicipes pollicipes, 1113 nucleotides. RefSeq lists its product as uncharacterized. The transcript has 7 exons. The record is from RefSeq and is a predicted model, not a curated record. Bases 10 to 879 code for a protein of 289 amino acids. Lineage: Eukaryota; Metazoa; Arthropoda; Thecostraca; Pollicipedomorpha; Pollicipedidae.
CGUCGCACGAUGGGUGGCCGGGCAGCCCGGCCGGUGCAUGGCGUUGCGCUCCCGCUGCUGGUGACCUGCCUCGUCACAGGUGUGGCCAGCAUCCGCCUGUUGCACGCCGAGAUCCCGCGCUUCGUGGCGUCCGGCCAGCACGUGCCGCUCUCGUGCCACGUGCUGCUGGCCUGGGGUGAGCGCAUCUACGCGGUCAACUGGUACAAGGACGGCCGCGAGUUCUACCGGCACUACCCGGCCGAGGUGCCGGCCGGGCAGGUGUUCCACCAGCCCCACCUCAGCGUCGAUGCGGCGGCGAGUAACGUCAGCACGGUGCUAUUACGCCACAUGACGGCAGCCGCCUCGGGGACCUACCGCUGCGAGAUCUCCACCGAGGCGCCGCUCUUCAACACCGUCUCACGCCACGGCCGACUGCGAGUGGUCGACCUGCCGACCAGCGGCCCGGCGAUCAGCGGCGGACGGGACAGCUACCGCAUCGGCGACCUGGUGCGGCUCAACUGCACCUCUCCGCCCACCGUGCCGCCGCCUACCCUGCACUGGUACAUCGACGGAGAGCGGGCGCACCCUGACCUGGUAACCCGGUACCCGCCGGUGAGGGCGCCUGACGGCACCGUCACCGUCACCAAGCAGCUGCGACUCACGCUGCUGUACAAGCACCUGGUGGCCACCGGCCGGCUGAACAUUAAGUGUACGGCGUCCCUGGAGAACAUCUACUGGAGGAGCCACGAGCGCCACGUACACGAGCACGUGGAGGCGAGGCCGGCGCGUGUCACCGGCAGAAGUGUCUCCAACGGAACGAGGCCACUGAAUGCACAACAGAGGUGGCGGCUCCUGGUAGCGACAGCUACGCUACUGCUUCACAGUGUCGCCUGGAGGUGACAGCAUCGUCGACCGCCAACUCGAAAACAUCCCGCCGUCAAUAUCGAAUUACUAGUGAAGGCGACGGUGAAGGACAACCCACCGGCUUGAGCAUAUGUAGCGGCGCAUGCGCGAUGGCGAUGAUAAAAAACAAACUAAAUGGGCAGUGGCACAUCAUCGCCGAAAGUUGGGUGGUGCUUCAGCGCUGGAUGAACAACUGACCGUGCGAUUUGGGUUGACGCUCCUCCCGUGAAU